Plenodomus lingam JN3 is the source of this 3138-nucleotide messenger RNA. RefSeq lists its product as uncharacterized. Lineage: Eukaryota; Fungi; Ascomycota; Dothideomycetes; Pleosporales; Leptosphaeriaceae. The record is from RefSeq and is a predicted model, not a curated record.
AUGUCUGCCAGAGGAGCUCGCAGUCGUAAAGUGCAGCAAAAGAGCAUUGAGAAGACAGAAAAGAAGGGUUCUCUCAAGGGAAAAGGAAAAUCUACAGAAAUCAGCUACGAUAGCCCAGAUGCAUUUGCCCAAUGGCGUGUUUCGCCGAGCGUCAACGACUCAAGAAAUGGCAUUACCCGGACACUUACAGGAUCCAGCAAGACCAGUCGCGGCACCUCACGUAGUGGCUCAACCCAUGAUGGUGGACUGACUCGAUCUCGUUUAAACACUGUACAUUCGAGAAAUUCAUUCGAAGAGCGACAAAGCCCAAGGCCCGCUUCGGUAUCCGAUGUCUCAUCCAAAAGCAAUGCAAAUGCCAAAUUCCAGACACAUGGCAAAGAGACAAAGGCUCCUCGCGGUAGAGGCGGUGGAGUGCCUAUUAAGAAGAUGAACACAACCUUCAGUGUACCACCCACCUUCCGAACUGAAUCAACUUCAUCUCAAAGUCAAUCGAGCCAGAAUUCUUGGGCUAGUUUCAAAAUUUGGGGUAGAGAAAGAAAUGAGAUGCGACCCUACAAUGGGUUCGAUCUGGACCAUGACAUGCAGACAGGGGAGGUAUUAAUCCACCUUGGUGGACAGCAAUUCGAAGACGACCUCCCGGUGCCCACAAUACGGGCUGAUCUUCAAGUCCUACAAGAUUCAGGCUCUACAUGGCUGACAAACACACUCGCAAUGGGUCGUAUCGAAGAUGACGACAUCAGCGACUGGGAAUUGUCCAACGAUUCGGGGUCAUGGCUGCAAAAUGAGCUCCCACCACCCAGUUUCAAUCAGCCCAAACGGCACAAAAUGCUACGACCAGCUUUGCCGGGUAAAACGUAUCCCCAACCUUUUGCAAAUGACCAGGGGCACAGUGGCGUAGACUCUCAAACGACAUCGCAAGCGCAUCACCUCACUGAAAGUGCUCAGACAGAGUAUGCGAUCUCGCCUGAUCUAUCCCAAUGGAGCGAUGAUCAAAUGACAACUCAUCAGAUAUGGUUUCCUAUACCAAGUAAUAUACAGACGAUGCAUGGUCAAAGACUGCACCAUGUUGCCAUUCGCAACUUUCUCGCCAUCUUGCAUGGAAAGUCCAUAGUGGGAGCUGAUUUAUUCGAGAUGGUGGAUACAUUGCAGGCUACAAUUGUAGUAAUGUAUGAUUUGGACAACAACCAGUCUGGCCUGACACCUCAAGAGCUGAGUAUCCAAAUGAUUACAGACUAUCUAGAGCAGCAUGGACUUGAUGAUGUCCGAAACAAUGUCAGACAUGCUUUGGGGCUUCUCUUGUGGUCCGAGCAGGACAAUGUGAGGUGGCGACAGGGCUAUUUGGAGAGUUUUGUUCACCUUGCGGGAGUCAUGACAUCGGAAAUAGAGGAACUUUCGGAUUUUAAGCGACUGUCUGUAGUGACGAGGCGUAAUCUAGGAAUGGCUGGCAAGACGCUGCAAUUGCGAAUCAUGGAAGCAGAGGAGCGGCUAGCAGGCUUUGAAUUCGCGGAUCUUUGGGGGAACGAUUCCAAGAUUGCCAACGGUCCAGUACAUCGACACUGCCAACUAUUCCGUCAAUUUUUGGUCAACCACUACGCCCGGAUCUAUGGCAGCUGGCCACCAGUCUCCGGUAAGACUUGGCUCAACCGUAAGAUUGUACAGGCCAUGCAGAACGAUUUUGGCUCUCUUUACGACUACCUUGUUAAUCGCGAAGUCUUUUGGAACCCUCGCGAGGAGCGCGCAAGAAGAAAGUGGGAAAUGGCGCAUCGUAAGAUGGACGGAUUCCAGGCAGAUCUACCAGAACUGGACAUCACUGAUGUGCUGGUCAUGUUUGACGGAAAGCAAGGAUACACACAUAUCCCGCAUCCCUACCCAUUACUUCCGAUAGAACUACCCAAGGGGGGCAAAGAAAAGGAGAAGAAGGGGUUCUUUUCGUCGUUGAAGAAGGACAAGACCAAGGAGACUACAAGGGACGCAAAGGCUCAUCUUCAGCUCUCCAUUGUCUUCAGUGACGCAACUAACAUUGAGAAGCUAGAUGUGAACUUCAACGGUUCCACCUUGAUAGACAAGUUCGAGCAGUUCGAGCUCACCACCGACCUAAAGCACGCCACGCCCCGUGUAGCGCGCCUCGGUCGCUGGGUCCUCCUCUACGGCAUCCUCCAAGUCCUCUCCACACUGUCCGUCGAUGUCCAAGGCCUGAAACAUACAGAAGGUGUCCACUAUUUUCUUUGCACAGAUCUCAAACGUGUCCCUGAAUGGGUCACCAACGGCCAACUGGAAUACCUCGAAGCCAGCCAAAACCGUUCCUGGUGCUGGCAACGCGCCUGGGACCCCAAGACUGCUCAUGUCCCCCCCAUUGAACUCGAAGCUUCCCUUCCUAUCAACAGAGAGCGCGGUGCUACCCGCCAGGAAGAUUCGUACAAGGGAGACUACUGGGUUAUACAUUCGUUUCCCAGCCCGCCACCACAAGGCGCUCUUCCUGCUCCACCCCAUACCCUCGACUCUACAACAUCAAUGACAAACGACCUCCGCCGCAUCAGCAAGAAAAUCGACUCUCUCUCGCUCCCUCACAACACCACAAGAUCCACCCAUCAAGAUCUGCAACUUCCUAUCCAGCACCCACACCUCACCGCAGACAAAAAGGAAAUACUCAAGUCAAACAACUUUUACCCACCACCUUCCACCACCACAUCACGCCCCCCCUCACGCUUAGAUGCUCAAGCACAACAUUCCAUCCAGACCAACCCCCCACUACGAAGUACAUCGCGUAUAACCCACUUCAACCCUCUCAACACCGUUAUCAACACCCACCACAUCCCCACCGAGCCAGACUACCACGCCCGCCAUCUUCGCAGCGGAAUAUCAAGUCUGAACACGGAUUUGGGCGCAUACCCUUUCAGCCACGCUGACACGGUCUUGUCCCUGCCGCCGCAUUACCAUGAGAGUGGCGUUGGAGUGCGCGGUGACGACUCCAAGGGUGCUGGGCGGGCGGUGCGGCGCGCUGAUUGCAAGGAUAGGGAGAGUGGGGUGUUGGGGUUUGGAUGUGGGUUUGGGUUUGAGGAUGGGGAUGCGUGUGGGCGUGGGGGUGUGCAUGGGGAUGAUAUUUUGGGGGUUGGGAGUCGUGGGGGUGGGGUGGGUUGA